AUGUCCACUCCAGCUGAAACCUCUUUUGCCGAACUUAAGGCAAUCACUAGGCAGAUUGUUGACAUUGUCCGCGCGGCUCGGCUCCUCCCACCCGGCAACAGCCACUUGGCUCUGAAAGCACAAGUCACUGAACUGGUGGCUAAGGCCGUCCGGGACCAUGAGGCUUCACCUUGCAUUCUGGGCAUAGUCUUGUCCUGCUCCAAGGAAGGCACAGCUGGCGCCACAAGGUCUCCUGCAUGGGAGGCUUUAGGCGACCAGACAUUCAAUCUUCCGGUCGAUGCCCCCAAAUCCCCUGACACUGUCGCGGUCGACCUUCCCUCCCCACCUGCCGUCGCUGGCAGCAUUGCCGGCCCAUCGUCCAGCACCAUCGACGAGUCCCGGGAGAAGCGUGAGGAUAAGGGUAAGGGUAAGGCGUUAGAUGCUGACCCGGAACCUGAGGCGGACGGGAGUAGGAAGAGGAAAUCGCCCCUGAUUUCGGGACCCUCCUCCCAACCGCCGAAAUCUGCGAUGAAGAGUCGCAAGAGGGCAAAGUCAGCUCGGGUUGUGAAGUCAGCCGAGUUUGUGGAGUCCGAGGACGAACCUGUGGACAAGCCGGCUGCCCAAGGAGGGCCGGUCGUCUUACUUCAUCGUCUCACCUCAGUCUCGCCCCGGAUCCCCAAGAAGAGACCUUUCGGCCCUGCGAAGGUAAUUGCCGGAAGACCGACUCGACGUCCAACACCCCCGUGGUCACCCCGGUGGUGGCACCAACUGUCAUUGAUGGCCCUGCUGGAAGCCCUCCAGAGGUUCGUCGAGCACUCGGACUCGGCGUCCAAUACCCCCGUGGUCACCCCGGACGUGGCACCAACUGUCAUCGAUACAGAUGACAUUCUCAUUCCCGGACCGCUGGAGCUGCCAGGAACUGCCAGUGGGUCUGCUGCGACCACGCCUAAGACGCGCGGUCGCAGCAAGACAAUAACUGCUGUCAAGGCACCCGCCCCACCACCUACACCCUCACCUGCACCAGCUCCAAUUGUGUCUUCAAGUGCCCGCGUGCCUCGUGCAGCUCUCGACGUCCCUAUGCCGGACCUCCAUUCCAUGGCAAGAAGUAUUCGCGAUAGUGCCGAACACAUCAAGGCUCUCGAGGAUCUUGUUGCCGAGCAGGGCAGCCAUAUCAAUACCCUCAGCAGGCUCCAUGAGAGCCUUCAAUGCCAAACCAUGGAACCCCAUCCCUCAUUUCCCCUUCCCACCACUCUGGCAAUUGCAACGUCUUUGUUGCUUGAUCAAUCCGUCGCUGGAACAACGUCACCCUCCCAAUCCGCACUCCCUCCUCUCAUCAAUAUUUUGAUUGCAGUGGAGCCCACACCCUCGAAAAUUGAGGAUCCCUCUGCCAUCGAGGGUCUUUCAUUUGAGCCGAGCCAAGUUCAACCAGCCCCGGACCUAUCACCUACUCCCUCAACUGCCGGAGCAAUUUUGGUGCCAGAUGAUCCAUGCAACCUUGUCCCGGAAUACAAUUCUGGUGAUGAGAUGGAUGUUGAGGUGAAGGUUGAAGUUGAAGGUGGUGAUGAGGGUCAUCUGGUCAAGGUUGAAGGUAACUCACACCAACGUCCGGUAACUGAUAUCGACAUCCGGGUAACAUCCAUUGACAUCUGGGCAACUGGUAUCGAGUUCUGGGCAUCGAGCACCAAGUUCCAGGCAGCUAAUACCGACAUCCGGGUAACUGAUAUGGAGUUCCAGGGAUGUCUUAAAUUGGACAAAUGA
This is a messenger RNA of Suillus paluster, 1737 nucleotides long. RefSeq lists its product as uncharacterized. Lineage: Eukaryota; Fungi; Basidiomycota; Agaricomycetes; Boletales; Suillaceae. The coding region runs from base 1 to 1737 and encodes 578 amino acids. The record is from RefSeq and is a predicted model, not a curated record. The transcript has 9 exons.